Pelobates fuscus (common spadefoot toad) is the source of this 1705-nucleotide messenger RNA. It is a transcript of the gene C1QTNF4, whose product is annotated as C1q and TNF related 4. The coding region runs from base 102 to 1208 and encodes 368 amino acids. The transcript is spliced from 2 exons. The record is from RefSeq and is a predicted model, not a curated record. Lineage: Eukaryota; Metazoa; Chordata; Amphibia; Anura; Pelobatidae. Gene Ontology annotation, molecular function: protein binding.
CCCCAGCCCCCCUUCCUUGUCAGUCCUGCACCAAAUCUUCCAUAUGACAAACUAGAGAUAACAGCAGCACACAAGUGACAGACACAGGCAGAGCAGGCACAAUGUUCCCACUAAGCAUUUCAUCAUUGCUCGCAUUAGUUCAGAUAAUUCUAGUCUUCCCCGUGGCACGUGGCACUGAUUUCCGCUCUGCUUUUUCUGUCGCUCGCACCAACAGCAUGGAAGGAGGCCCCGAGAUGGUCAUUACAUUUGACAAAGUUUACGUGAAUAUUGGAGGGGAUUUUGACCCUAAAGCUGGUCUGUUCCGGUGUCGAAUUCCGGGAGCAUAUUAUUUUUCUUUCACGGUUGGAAAGUUUCCAAAAAAGAAUUUGUCAGUGAUGUUGAUGAAGAAUAAGAACGAGGUUCAGGUGAUUGUCUACGAUGAGCAUCAUCACAAAGAACGGAAAGUUGCAAGUCAAAGUGCGAUGCUCCAGCUGGACUAUGGGGACACAGUUUGGCUUCGUCUUCACGGAGAUCCAAAAUAUGCCCUUUACAGCAACGUUGGUCCAUACACAACCUUUAAUGGAUAUCUCAUCUACCCAGAUACAUCUUCCUAUUUCCAGAGUAGCAGUGAUUCUUAUAAACUCCACAAUUCUCAAGGUAUGACAGUAUCCAGAGAGGCAUCUUCAGAGCAGAACGAGAUCUUCAAACCAAACUCAAUGAUGGCAGACCAACCAGCGUUAAACACAGAUCCCAGGUCUGCAUUUUCCGUUGCCCGCACACAAAGUCUUGUUGGUUCGGAGGACAGGAAAACUCAACAUCAGCCCAUUACCUUCGACACUCAGUUUGUAAACAUCGGGAAGGAUUUCAAUCUUAGUGCUGGAGUAUUUCGAUGUCGGGUGGCUGGGGCCUACUAUUUUUCAUUUACCAUAGGGAAAAUGCCUUACAAGACUAUGUCUGUAAAACUGAUGAAGAACCAAAAUGAAGUCCAAGCGAUGAUUUAUGACGACAGCCACUCCAAAAAGCGGGAGAUGCAAAGUCAGAGUGUGAUGUUGUCUCUCCAGCCAGGAGAUACAGUGUGGCUUUACAGUUAUGGUCGUGAUGGGUACGGCGCUUACAGCAAUCACGGCAAAUACAUCACUUUCACUGGGUUCCUGGUUUAUUCAGAGGAGACUCCCAAACACAUGCCUGUCACAAACCUGAAAUCAGAAGUCGUUCUAACUGAGAUUUGAUACGAUGAGAAUCACAGAGACUUGUACGACUUCUGUCCCAGGAUUUGUAUAUUUCUUUGCACCCCAAAUCUGUGUCAGUGAGCAUGUUCUAAAAUGUUUUUACUGUCUCUUAAUACUGCAUGCUCCUGUCCUGGGUGGGAUAAACCUUCAUUUUACAUAAAUCAUUCCAAAGAGAAUUAGAAAUGAUGAAUCUGUAUGGGAGGGUGUUUUUAAAUGUAACUCACUGUGUAAAAUGCAAAGGGAGGGGAGGGGGGGCACAGAGCACCAUAUACAUGUUACGCAGCACCAAAGGGAAAUAUUAUAAAAUAAAACCAUUUUCUACCAACAGUGUUGCUUAUUUUUAGAUGACCCUAAAAAGUGUGUAUUAAUUUCAGCAAGGGUCAAUUCACGUACAUAUUUUCAUUGACAUUUUGCUUUUAGGCUAUUUUUGUAGUCCCUAAUUGCUAAAUUUUCAGAAUACGGAUGCUCUUGAACGUUACUUUAAUAAUAAUAAUAAU